GCCGCGCUACAGUUACAUGCUGAUUUGGCCUGUGGGCUUGGUGUCUGUUCUUGUGAUAGGUCGCUUGUCUCCGUGAGCUCUCUAGGAUGUCCGAACGGUCACUUUCGAUGGUAUACUAGCGUCCAUCGGGGCCCUGCCGGCAGCCGGGUCUGAGGAGUAACGCUACCUUGAGAAAUGGCGCCUUACACUGUAUCAUCGGACCAGCUCAGCGCGUUAAUCGUCUUCCUCACAGACCCGCUAGAUUGCACACCUGGGGGAUCCGCGGACCGCUAUGCGUCGGCGGUGGCCACGUGGUGGGCAGGACCGGCGGGGGCGAGUUUCAUAAGGGGGGGAGGCGUUGCCAACAUCCUGUGCCGCGUCAAGCCCCGGCCCGGAGCGGUGCUUGGGUUCCUUGGGCUCCUCGCUCUAUUCCUGAUUAUCUUGAUACGCAACGUGUUUAUCAAGCUCUUUCGGUGGUACGCCGCCGCCCGCGGCAGUGGCUACGUGGCUGUUGCCACUCAGGCGCUGAGGGAGCUGCACGCCAGCGGCGCCUUCCUCACCAGCUCAGCUUCAUGGCAACAGCAGCAGCCGCUGGUGCCGGAGCAGCAGCAGUCGCUGGAGCAGGAGGGCGAGGGUGGGGCCUGCGUGCCGGGCCUGGCGCUACUGACGGGUUCAGACCUCAGGGUAGGCACUGGUACCAGCGCACCAGCACCACUGCUUAGCGGUACACACGCGCCCCGACCCGCCGCCGCGCACCGCUGGUACACUCCCUCCUCCAUAUCCUCGCCGGUGGUGUGCGCCGCCUGCUUCCAGCCCGUGGUGGGCGCACAGGGCGGCCAGGAGCAGGCGCAGUGCUGUGAGCUGUGCGGCGUGGUUGCUCACGGCGGCUGUUUCAAAGCCGUGCCGCACAACUGCCGGCUGCUGACCUUGGGGCCGCCCGCGCAGCCGGCUGGCAGCACGGCGUCGGCCUCCGCCUGGUCCGGGGGCGGGGCCGGUGCUGACGGGCACAGGGCCAAGGGCGAGGCGGAGGGCGGCGCUCACUCGGCGGUGUGUGGCUCUGAUCUGUUCCUGGCCAUGUCGCUGCCACUGCCACUACCGCUGCCACACGACUGGCGGCCGGCGGGCACCACACUGGACCUCAUAUUGCCGCCCGCGGACACGGAGCUGCUGGUCAUGGCCAACAACGCCGCCGGGGUGGCGCAGGCGGGGGCCGCAGCCGCAGGGUUGAUCUCCGCGGCGGGGGCGGCGGCCGCCUCCACCUCCCACGGCCCCUCCUGCCUUUGCAUUUACUGCGGGGAGCCGUGUGAGGUGGGCCUGCUGGCGGUGGAGCCGGUGUGGCGGUGCAGCGGCUGCAGGCGCUUUGCGCACGUGCAAUGCUGGAGCACGCUGCACCCGGGCAUCCUGUCCGCGGCCACACGUGCGGCACUGGCGGGGCAGUCGCUGGACGCCGACGACGUGCUGGCGUCCCCACGCCCCGCAUCUAAAUGGGACGCCGCCGCCGCGUGGCACCAGCCUGCACCCUUGCCGUCAGCGGGCGGUGUUGCGGAUGGCGGACUGCUGCACGUCACGCACAGCGGCGGCCUGGGACCCGCGGGCGAGGGGGCUCUGGGUGUGCUGGCUGCGGGCGCCCGCUCCUCCGCCUCCCUGCGCAUGCUGGACUCACUGGGCAGCGCCAGUCCCGCGCGGUCGCCACCCGGCCGCGCGCAGCGCAGCAGGGGCGGAGCGGGUGGCGGGGCCGGCAGCCGGCGGACCAGUGCGGACCAGCAGCACCAGCACAACACGCUCGGCCACGCCCACACCCUGCCGCCGCCGUACAUGCCUCCCUUGGCGCAGUCCAUGGCGCUGCCUGGCGGCGGCGGCACUGGGCACCUGCAACCCAGCAGCCACCACCUGGGCCUCUCCGGCAGCGCCCUCAACGGCGACCCACACCUCCACCAGCAACACAAGCAACUGCAGCAGCAGGGGCCUGCUGGCGGUUGGGUACAGGCGCACAGUUCACCGGGAGCGAUGUUGGGGGCUGGGGCAGGCGGCCUGGGCUGGGUUGCAGGCAGGGCCGGGGCCGGGGCAAGCGGGCAGUGGGACUCGGAGCGGCUGGCGGACCUGGACUGCUGCAGCCCGCAGUCUUCUCUGGGUGCGCUGGGAGCGAUGGUGCUGCCCCCCACAUCCGUACUACCGGUACAACCUGGAGGUGGCCGGGGGCCCUCCAACGGGGGUGAAAGCGCCGGACCAGGCCCGCACCGGACCGGGGUGGGGACAGACUUGGCCGCAGACUCAUCGCAUUCGACCCACCUCGUGCACGGGGCGGACGACGGGGCGCAUCAUGGUCCUGGCAGCGUGGACGGCGACAGCGGGGUGCCAGGGGCAGCCGGAGGAGCUACAGCACCGGCCGGCGGCGGCGGCGGCGGCACCUCCCGCAGUCGGAAGAAGCAGCUGGCGCGGGCGCUGCGACAGGCACAGAGGUGGUAUCGGAGCCACGCCGGUGUGUGGCAUCUGACGGCACCGGCGGACGCCGGCGCACCGGACCGGUGGCGUAACUUCCGCAUUGGGAUGCUGCCUCCGGGCUGCAAGCCAAUCCUGGUGUGCAUCAACCCCCGCUCCGGGCCACAGGUGGGCGAGCAGCUGCGGCGCCAGCUGCUGCAGCUGCUGCACCCGCUGCAGGUGGUGGACCUCAGCAGAGAGCUGCCGGGGCCGGCGCUGCGCUGCUGGUGGGGCGUGCCGGGCCUACGAGUGCUGGCGGUGGGCGGCGACGGCACGGUGGGCUGGGUGCUGGGUGAGAUGGAUGCGCUGGCCGAGCAGUUGGCGGCGGUGGCGUCGGCCGGCAGCAGGGGUCGGGGGGCGCAGCAGCGGGAUCGCCACUCGGGGGACGGAGGCGCGCUGGUCGCUGUGCCUGGGGGCACAGCCGCAGCUCACCCAGAAGGCGGGUUGCUGUCACACUCGUCCGAUGUGUUGGCGGCAGUGGAGGCUGGCAUGGGCCUGGGCAGUCGGGAGCCGCCGCCGCCGCCUCCGGUGGCAGUACUUCCUCUCGGAACAGGCAAUGACCUGGCCCGGGUGCUGGGCUGGGGCGGCGGGCUGGCGGCCCUGGACGCCCGCGGCGGUGUGGCGGCGGUGCUGGCCGAGGUGGCCAGUGCGGCCAGUGUGGCGCUGGACCGCUGGCGGCUGGCCAUCGCGCCCAGCCACCUGGAGGCCGCCAAACGAGGGCGGUCGUUCCUGCCCCGCCGCCGUGCACCUGCCGACGGGAAGAAGGCCGCACCGACGCAGGUCAAGGUGUUCAACAACUACCUGGGUGUGGGCAUUGACUCCUGGUGCUGCCUAGAGUUCCACAGGCUGCGGGAGCGCUACCCUGGCUGGUUCAAGUCUCAGCUGGGCAACAGGGCCUGGUACACGGGCGUGGGAGCGCGCGACCUUCUUGCCCGCUCAUGCGUGGACCUGCCGAAUCGACUGACGCUGGUGUGCGACGGUGUUGAGGUAGCCCUGCCGCCUAGCACGCAGGGAAUUCUGCUGCUGAACAUCGCUUCGUACAUGGGCGGUGUGGAUCUCUGGGGCAACGGCGUGUGGCGGCAACAGGACCACGCGCAAGAGCCGCACGUGCUGGAGCCAGCGGCCGCCGUGAGCCCCGACAACGCCAGCCGCCACCUGCACCGCGCCGCCACAACACCCGGCUACAGCACAUCAGUCGGCGGCGGCCCCGCACUGCCGUCUGCCGCCCCGGCGCCCAGCACGUCUGGCCACACCAGUGCCCGGGUGUCUGUCGACGGCCGCUUUUCGCAGCCGCAUUGCCGCGUCUCAGUGAACAACGGCCCUACGGCGGCUAUGGGCGCUUCUGCGUCGUCAGCAUCGUUGGCGGGGGCAGGGGCGGCAGGGCUGGUCAGCACUGCGACAGUGUUGCGGCGGCAGGCGGCGCUGGGCGAGGCGGCCGAGAGGGCCCAAUCCAGCAAUGACGGGGUGUUGGAGGUCAUCAUGAUUACCGGGGCGGUGCAGCUGGGGCAGCUCACGGUGGGGCUGGCUCGUGCGACGCGGCUGUGCCAGUGCCGCAGCGCCGUCAUCACCAGCCGCACGGAGCUGCCCAUGCAGGUGGACGGGGAGCCCUGGAUGCAGCCGCCCGCAGUCAUGGAGGUGGAGCUGAAGGGCAGCGCCACCAUGCUGCGGCGCCUGGACUUGAGCAACGCCACGCAGCGGCUGGCGGCGGUGGUGGCGGAGGUGCUGGACGCGGCGGCGGUGCGCGGGACCAUCAGCCUGGCGCAGCGCAUGGCGCUGGGGGCGGACAUGGGGCAGCGGCUGGGGGCGCCGCACCCGGUGUAGGAGGGGGCUCCACUUGGGGCAUUUGGAGAGAGCUGUUUUGACAUGCUACGUGAGGAUUUUGGUUUGCUUAUCAAAAACUCAAUAGGCGGCAGGGAGAAAUCAGCCGGCGUGAGAAGCGGCCUCGCGGGUUGACUGUCGCGAGGUUGCAGCGCGUGGCUGGACGCAUGGCGGGCCGUGCCUGUACGAACCGACCCCGGCAAUGUCCGGGAGAUGAGGUGGACGCUUGCGGCCUCAGGCUAGAGACAUGGCUUUUCCAAUGCGAGGGAACCACUAUCUUGUCACUUGUUACGUGAGGACGUAAACACUUGUGGUAGGACAUCACACUGAACCCGGUAAUCAAAAGGUGUGUCCGCAUGGUGGACUUGUGUUGCCGGUGGAUUGCGUGGAUGUGCGAUGGGACAGUGGUAAGGCAGGUUGGUGAAGUCCCGUAGGGUGCAGCUGAUUCCCAGAACCCAGCAGAUGGCAAACAGUUUGCAGCGGCAGGGCAGGCAGGGUUGCUUAGUACGCGACCCUCUCUCCAUAAUACGCGUAUUAAUACAGCGUACUAGGACUUCUAGUACAGUACGUAAAAUACGUUGCAUAAUACGCUGGGCCACGAAAUGCGGGGGAAGAGCCGGUGCAAACACGACACGCGUGCGCGCACCAUGCCCGAAUCGGUGUGAAUGUGGAUUUGCGCGGCCGUAGUCUUCUAGCGGAAGCUCCUUUAACUUAUUAUACUCAUAUUGUUGUAAGAAAACACAGCUGCAGGCGAUGGAUUGCGUGGAUGCAUCACGCAUGGGGUGCCUGACUGCACGGAGGCCACUAGACCUCACGUCUAAUUACAGUGUAACUGAGUACCGCACCGUAGUGUGUGGAACAGGGGACGUGCUCUCGCUCGGCUACUGGUACCCCCCACUCUCACAGUCACAGGUUAUUGUAACUCCCGGUUGGG
Molecule: messenger RNA, 5209 nt
Organism: Chlamydomonas reinhardtii
Lineage: Eukaryota; Viridiplantae; Chlorophyta; Chlorophyceae; Chlamydomonadales; Chlamydomonadaceae
Exons: 23
Coding region: 175-4278 (1367 amino acids)
Molecular function (GO): ATP-dependent diacylglycerol kinase activity
Source: RefSeq, a predicted model, not a curated record